AUGGACGCUCUGUCAUCGUCGCCAGCAACCACGAUUCCAGGACUUCCAAGUCCGCAAUUCAAGAGGAAACGAGCGGCAGAUGACACGGAAGGCUUGCUCGAUCCGGAGGCAGGAAGACCACCGCUGCAGUGCACGCAAGGCUUCGUGGACCCAGAGGCCGGAAGACCAGGCUUCGCACCAAUGGAUUGCACGCAAGGCUUCGCGACUCCACCUCGACGAAAGCGGACUGCCACGGACUUCAGUCCGGAAGCACCUAGUGGCAGCAGCGGAGAGCUCCGCAGGGGUCUGCGGAGUCUUCUUGAGGAAAAGCAGACGGCGACAGAAGAUCCAUAUCUGGCGUUGGAUGCGUCCAUGCAGAUCCCAGUGGAGUCCCACGAUGAACGGGUGAGCUACUCCAUGGCAAAUGUAAGUGAGCUGGUACGAUGCAGAACACAGCUGGACGAUUACCUGAACCAGCACCGCGUCAUCCCGGAUCUCAUGAGAGGUGACGACACCACAGCUGUUCAGCGUGACUACAGGGCGCAGAACAAGCCGGCCACCCAGAAGAAGCCAGCAGCCGAGGCUCUCAAGAGGGUGGGUAUCUACGUGGAGCCCCUGCCGAGCUUCCCGCAUGAGUAUGUUCCGCAGCUGGCUCCCGACACGCUGCUGCCACUUUGGCCACUAGGCAUGGCAGAGCCUCCUACGUGGACGGAGAGACUCUCUGCUGCCAAGACGAGACGAGCCGAGACGCAUUGGGACGCCGUGCGCAGCUCUCUCUUGGACAUCUUCUGCUACCGCACUCCCCGCUUGCGCCAGCAAUGCCUGAAAGUCACACAACUAUGCUGCCGAGAUCUCCACUUCUCAGCAGACUUUGAGUUAGGCAUGGUGCACCUCCUGAUUUACGAUGCUUUCUGCAAGGUGGGCAAGAGCAAUGUGGAGUGUGGACUUGAUAAGGCAUCGGCCGUCAGUCGCUUGCACAAUUAUAAGAGGGCCUUUCCUGAAGGGUCCCUGCAGUACAUGCCCAUACUCUACAGCUGUCCUUCCGGAGCACACGCCCUGCACCUGGAGACUUACGUCCACAGCGUUAUGUCCGUGUAUGAUCCAGAGACCCGGCUCACCGUUCCCAGCACGAACUCUGGCGAAGGCAAGGAAUGCUACACGAGGGACUCCGCGAAGCGUUUGGUUGAAGUGCUGCACCGGGCCAGCAGCAAGACGGUGGCCCAGCUUUGUGCUGGCAAGAAUGCGUUAGCAAAGAUCUUGCGAGGAACAGCCGAAUAUGUCCCAACCAAGGAGGAAUUCAACAACAGUCCGGAUCUCUGA
Symbiodinium sp. CCMP2456 is the source of this 1299-nucleotide messenger RNA. The record is from the annotation of a GenBank genome assembly. NCBI's taxonomy places the organism in Eukaryota, Dinophyceae, Suessiales, Symbiodiniaceae.